Nipponia nippon (crested ibis) is the source of this 1244-nucleotide messenger RNA. Lineage: Eukaryota; Metazoa; Chordata; Aves; Pelecaniformes; Threskiornithidae. The record is from RefSeq and is a predicted model, not a curated record.
AUGGCAGGCAGCUCCGCUCCUUGGAUCGGCAGCGCUUAUCUCUUCCUCCAGUCCACAUGCAAGACUAUUGUUCUGCCCUCUCUCUACGAAAGCUCCCAGAAGAAACCUAGUGUGUUCAGGGCGCUGAAGCUGGCAUUCGCAGACUGCACCGGCAGUGUGAAUGGUGUGGACAUGCUCAAAGUGCACUGCAGCCACCCGCACCUGAUAGUCCAGCUCAAGUUCUGCAAGCAGGAGAACUGCCGCCGGUUUCUGCAGAGUUACCGGGAAGGAGUGCUCCAGGAGUCCCUCCAGAAUCACCUCCAGCUCUCCUUGGCUGUGGCCACGGUGCCUCUUGAAAUGGAGCUGAAGGCUGGCAAUGAGCACCUCGACAAUAUGCUGAAGGAUGAGGAUCGCUGCCUGGAGUGCAUCUACAGAGAAAAGCCUGACCGCCUGCGGGAUGAGGAAAUCACAGAGCUGGAGGAAUGCCUCAAGAGCCUGAUUGUUCACCAGAGCAUCAACAACAAUAUGGCUGUAACAGACUAUGCGUCUCUGAACUCCCCAUCUCUACCUUACCCUUCUCAAGGCAGCUCCCUCUCCCCACAAGUCACCUUCGUCUUUCAGGGACAACAGUUCGCCAACAGAACGCUCACACCAGACGACCACCAGAAAUUUGCCAAGCUCGUGUCCAAGAAAUGGAAGCAAGUGGGUCGCUCUUUGCAGAAGAACUGCCGGGCCCUGCGGGAUCCUGUCAUUGAUAACCUGGCCCUUGAGUAUGACCGAGAGGGACUAUACGAACAAGCUUAUCAGCUGCUUCUCAGAUUUAUCCAGUCGGAGGGGAAGAAGGCCACAAUAGCACGGCUGAUCGCAGCCCUGGAAGAAAAUGGUCUCAUCAGCUUGGCUGAGGAGCUCUUGGGCCUCCAUUCCAACGAGGACUGCUCCUAGAGCCCGGAGGGUAGUGACAUUGCUAAGGGCUUUCUUGCUUUAGCUAGUGUAUGAGACUGCUGCCAGUGUCUGGGAAUGUAAAGUCCUGAAAAUCACCACAGGUUUCCAUGUAGAUGGGACAGCCCGGGGGAGAAGUUCUGCGCUCGCAGAAGCCAGCACGGACCUCUGAUGUUCUUUAUUUCAUUCUGUUUCCAGAAGUCAAUGUUACCUUCCUGUGAACUGGUGAGAGAGACUUUCAGCCUGACUUCCUUCAGGACUGCAAUGUCACAGGGAAGCAGCCAGACAGUUAGACAGCCCUAGGGGAGGGUGGGGGAGAGGAAAAA